Molecule: messenger RNA, 1682 nt
Organism: Mytilus trossulus (common blue mussel)
Lineage: Eukaryota; Metazoa; Mollusca; Bivalvia; Mytilida; Mytilidae
Exons: 2
Coding region: 350-1348 (332 amino acids)
Source: RefSeq, a predicted model, not a curated record
GAGCCCUAAAUUUUUAUAAAAAAGCAAAAAAACACCCCAAAAAACACCAAAUUUUCUUACUCCCAAAAAAAUUUUUUUUUUACUUUGGAAAAAAACGUUAUUAAAAACACCCAAAAAACAACAAAAAAAUUCCAAAAAAAAAUAAAUAAAAAAACUGGGAGAACUGACAGAGAAAGAAUUCUGUGGGAUUUAAGAGAAAAAAUAAUUUCCCCAGUGCGCCCCAACCUUGAUUUUUAAUUAAUUUUAUCAAUAUAGUCUAGUAAUAAAACGGAUCAAUACGACUACAACUUCAAUUGCUUUUUACAUUUGUGAAGUGUUAUAAACUAAAUCGAUCAUUGGAAAUAUUUACAUGGUUGUCAAGAGUAUGUUUACAUGUUGCCUAGACAAUGUUGUCAUCACAUGUAAACAUAUAGCAGACUGGUGCGGUCUUUCGUUUCAAAUUAACAGUGGUGAGAAGACGUGUGUGCUUUUUAGUGUGUUGUGGUUUUUCAUGUCGGACAGUAUAUCUUCCUCUCAAGAAGAAGAAUUGUUAGGUAGUCCUACUGCACUAGAAUUAGAACAGGAAAUUAGUGAAUCACAAGCAGUACAUCAAAACCUGUUGGAUUAUUCAGAGCAGGCUGUUAGUUUAAUUCUUUCUGAAGAUAUGGAUCGGCAAAGUGAAUGGAGUAGAGAUCAACUUUCCAUUCUUGAUGAAAAUUUGUCUUACUAUACAACCUGUGCUGAUAUUGUAAAUAGAAUACACACAGGAGGACCCGCGGAAAGUAAAAAACUACCUAAGUUUCCUCCUCUUCCAAAAAGAAAGCUGUUAUCUUUGUAUGGAGAGCAAGCAAAAAAACGAAAGAUGAUGACACCGGAAGACCUUCACCAGUACUUGAAAACAAAAGAGAUAGAUGUAACCAAAACUGUAAGAAAAGAAGUCUUUUUCUUUUCUGCAAGUGACAUAACGACCCCAAACAUCGCCGUUGUAAAGCUGCUAGAAGGAUAUAGACAAAUUCAAAGACAAGAGGCUACUAGCAUGUGUUUCAAUCUGCAGUAUGGUCACCUUUUAGAUGUCACCUUUGAACUCUAUGCGAAAGAAAAGGAAAGUGGACUGCAACAGCAAAAAUGGGAUGAUUGGUUGAAACAGAAUAUCGGAGUCUCAUCUUCAUAUUCCCGUAAACUGAGGGAGAUAUCACGUUUGCUGAGACCAUACAUGCCAAGGUUUUCUACUGUUGGACUACCUUUCAUUGAAGUCUAUUCCAUGAGAAAAGAAUUGAAAGCAAUGUUUUCAUAUAGUGAGGAGAUUAGGCAGUAUUGGAGCACUCAAAAUCAACCAAUAAUACAUGUUGAAACACAAUCUUCUCAGUGACCUUUCAACCCCGCGCUCCAGCUAGAGCGCGAAAGAACAACAUUGAUAAGAGAUUAUUAAUAUAUUUUAUAGUGUUUAUUUUGUAAAAUCAAUUAUUUUAUAAGUAAAAGGAAUUGUAUUUAAAACUUUUUCAAGCCGAACAAAAGGUGAUUCAUGAUGUAUGAACUAUUGAUGAAUCCGUGUUGACUAGAAACCUAAUUAACAACCAACAAUUAACUGAUAAUGGAUUUUGUAUUUCUACAUACCUGAGUGACUGUUAUAUGUACAUGAAUGAUAAUGUGUAAUUUUGCAAAUACUUUUACAAAUGAGUGUUAUAAUAAAGAUUUAAAACUUA